Manis pentadactyla (Chinese pangolin) is the source of this 3106-nucleotide messenger RNA. It is a transcript of the gene POC1B, whose product is annotated as POC1 centriolar protein B. The coding region runs from base 683 to 2119 and encodes 478 amino acids. Gene Ontology annotation, biological process: cilium assembly. Gene Ontology annotation, molecular function: protein binding. The record is from RefSeq and is a predicted model, not a curated record. Lineage: Eukaryota; Metazoa; Chordata; Mammalia; Pholidota; Manidae. Gene Ontology annotation, cellular component: centriole; ciliary basal body. The transcript has 12 exons.
AAAGACUUUUACAUAAGUAUAAAUUGGCUGCUCUAAAGCAUAUACAAACGAGCAAAUUAUUACAGAAACAUAUAGCAGAAAAACAUAAAAUGAAUAACAUUCAGUCAUCGCGUUUAUCCACCAUCUAUAUUUAUCUUAAAGGUCAUUGUGUGGAAAAUAAUGAUUAAAUAAAUUCAAAUCUGUCCUUCACAGGUUUAGUUCCUUUGUGUAUGUUAAUAACUAGCAAGCUGCCCCAGAGCGAACCUAGCUUCCCCUUCUAAGUUUGAAAUUCGCGGGCGCGGUCUCUUUAAUGUGUAAUAGAACGCUGAUUGCAUCGAUCACAUAGUCCUUACACCCGCCCUCCCGUCGGUCUCUCUUCCACCCCGGUCACUACCCUCCUUCUAGGUGUCAAGCCGCGGGGAGCGGGGGCGUUAGUGAACGCUGGUGUCCGCGUGUGGUCGCAGCUGACCCCGGGCGUCCCGCCUGCCCGCUGGACGAGGCCCGGCUCUCCCGGCGCCGGCGGGGCCUCGGGGCUCGGCUGCGCACGCCUGGAGCGCGGGGUUUGAGCGCCGUUGUUGUAGUGACCGGGAGGCGCGCCGCUCCGGGCAGACGGUUCCGGGCGCCGCACGGUCCCCCUCUUGCCCCGCCCCUCCCUUCUCCCGGUUCCCCCCUUCGGCGGUAGCCCGGCGCCGACCGUUCCCCCAUGGCCUCCACCCCGGAGGACCCCGUUCUGGAGCGUUACUUUAAAGGCCACAAAGCUGCGAUCACCUCCGUGGACUUUAGUCCCAACGGCAAACAACUUGCUACUGCCUCUUGGGAUACGUUUCUCAUGCUAUGGAAUUUGAAGCCACAGGCUAGAGCCUUCAGAUAUGUGAGUCACAAAGACGUCGUAACCAGCGUGCAGUUUUCUCCAGUUGGAAAUUUGUUGGCAUCUGCUUCACGAGACAGAACCAUUAGACUCUGGAUUCCUGAUAAGAGAGGGAAGUCCUCUGAAUUUAAAGCUCAUACAGCUCCUGUUCGAAGUGUGGACUUUUCAGCUGAUGGCCAGUUUCUGGCUACAGCUUCUGAAGACAAAUCCAUCAAAGUAUGGAACAUGUUUUGCCAGCGCUUCUCAUAUUCCUUGUACCGACAUACACACUGGGUUCACUGUGCCAAAUUUUCACCUGAUGGAAGACUAAUUGUAUCAUGUAGUGAGGAUAAAACUAUUAAAAUUUGGGAUACCACAAAUAAGCAGUGUGUUAGUAACUUCUCUGAUUCUAUAGGGUUUGCAAAUUAUGUGGAUUUUAAUCCUAACGGUACAUACAUAGCUUCAGCAGGUUCUGAUCACACUGUGAAACUGUGGGAUAUAAGAGUGAACAAAUUACUCCAGCAUUAUCAAGUUCACAGUGGCGGAGUUAAUUGUGUGUCGUUCCACCCUUCGGGUAACUAUCUCAUCACGGCUUCUUCAGAUGGUACACUUAAGAUUCUGGAUCUCUUAGAAGGAAGGCUCAUAUAUACACUUCAAGGACAUACGGGGCCUGUCUUUACUGUUUCAUUUUCAAAAGGUGGAGAGCUAUUUGCAUCAGGAGGUACAGAUGCACAGGUCUUACUAUGGAGGACUAACUUUGAUGAAUUUAACUCUAAAGAUAUUAUUAAAAGAAAUCUCAAAAGAUUACAUUUUGAUUCACCACCACAUCUUCAUGAUAUCUACCCAAGAACAUCGCAUCCCCAUGAGGGAAAAACUGAGACUGUUGAAAUUAAUCCAAAGCUUGAGGUAAUGGAUUUGCAGACCUCUACACCCCCUGUUGUGGAUAUCCUUUCUUUUGAUUCUACCACAGCAACAGAAACCACUAUUAGAACGCUACCAGACAAGGGUGAAGAAAUCUGUGGCUAUUUCUUGAACCCUUCUUUAAUGUCGUCAGAUUGUUCACCAACAACCUUGAAAAAGAAAAAUGAAGACAUUAGCAACCUCCGUUCUCAGAGCCAAAGAAGCAUACCGCUCGCUGUGACUGACGCUUUAGAGCAUAUUAUGGAACAGCUCAAUGUUCUGACACAGACUGUUUCGAUCUUGGAGCAGCGACUGACUUUGACAGAGGAUAAGCUGAAAGACUGCCUUGAAAAUCAGCAAAAACUUUUCAAUGCUAUCCAUCAGAAAAGUUGAAUAGAAAACCAUGAGCAGAGGCACAGUAAAUGAAUACAUGUACAUACACUCAGGAAGGUGGUACAAGAUACUUCAUGCAACACAACCAUGUGCUAAUUAUCAUGACAUUUCUCCAAAGGGUGAGCAACAGAAUAAAAGACAGAAAAGGCAUAAUAAAGGACUAAUUUAAACACACAAAUCAAUGGCAAGGACUAAUUCACAUCAUUACCAUUUAUGAUUACAGUAAUAAAGUGAUAAGCAUUCAAGUGGCUCUAUAUUUUCCCCCAUAUUAUUUUAAAUGUCAGUUUUCACGUCUAGUCCGAAUCCUGCCAGGAAAGUAGCCAAAUCUCUGGAUUUCAUUGUUAAAUCAUUUCAAAUGAACCAUGUUCAGGCAAAUCCUUAAGGCAAUUAAUGUAUUUUUAGUGAGCAACACCCUUGGGGUGAAGUAAUUCACUUACCUCUAAAAUAGCAUCCCUAUGCGCAGAGGAUGAGUUAAUGAUCUGACUCAUUUCUUUCAGCUCAACAAAAUGUAUUCUUCUUACCAAUGCCUUGAAAAGGCUAUCUUAUAAAAUUCCCAAACCACAGAAUUUCCACAGCAAGAAGAUACUUAUUAGCAACAACACGUACAUGACAUAGGGCAGUGGGUUUUUAUUUAAUCUGUGGUAGACAUUGUUUGUCCUCCGCCCGACCUAAAAGACACUGAAGAGUUAGAAGCAUGUGAAACACAUGCACCUUUUCAUUCACCAACGACGGCACUGACCGACUGGGGUUGUAUCUGAGGCUUUGGUCCCGGGUAGGCUCACACAAGUGUGAUUUCAGUAUGCUCGACAGCCAGAACGAUGCAACAGCAGUAUGUAAAGAUACGCACACCUGUAUGUUCACAUGCUUCAGAAAUGUUCUCGCCUGGGGUGGUUUUGGCAGCUGAAUAAUAAGGACUUAUAAACAAACAUUGGCAUCAUCAUCUUCCUAUUUCUUUUUAAUAAAUUGUGACUUGACACAAAAUGAAAA